This is a messenger RNA of Emericellopsis atlantica, 1594 nucleotides long. RefSeq names its product Low temperature viability protein. Gene Ontology annotation, cellular component: cytosol; nucleus; preribosome, small subunit precursor. Gene Ontology annotation, biological process: ribosomal small subunit biogenesis; ribosomal small subunit export from nucleus. NCBI's taxonomy places the organism in Eukaryota, Fungi, Ascomycota, Sordariomycetes, Hypocreales, Bionectriaceae. The coding region runs from base 83 to 1348 and encodes 421 amino acids. The record is from RefSeq and is a predicted model, not a curated record. The transcript has 2 exons.
CCAACCGCCCCAGCCCUGUCUCGAGGUUUCAAAGAUCCUCGAUUUCCUUGACACCUCAGAUCAGAAAGACAAGCUACUCAAGAUGCCUAAAGGCAAGUGGAUCGACAAGCGCACGGCGCAACACUUCACCCUCGUCCAUCGACCACAAAAUGACCCUCUCAUUCACGACGAUGAGGCUCCCUCCAUGGUGCUGAACCCGACGCAGAAGCAACCUGGAUCAUCGAAGAAGGGAAAGCAGCUCGAUGACCUCGCCUCUGAGUUCGGUUCCGAGGCUGCGGACAUUCGCGCCAAUGAGGGCGAGGCGGCGAACUACGGCAUCUACUACGACGACAGCGAGUAUGACUACAUGCAGCACAUGCGCGACCUCAACGCUGGUUCAGGAGGCGACGUGGUAUUUGUCGAAGCGAAGUCCACCGGCAACCUGAACAAGGGCAAACAAAAGCAGUCGCUUGCCGAUGCGCUCAAAGACAUGGAUCUCGAAGGGGGCUCGCAAGUUGACGUGGAUGAGGAAAUGCUACCAUCCAAGAACUUGACGAGGUUGACAUACGAAGCACAACAGGACGUCCCGGACUCAAUAAAGGGCUUCCAACCCGACAUGGACCCCAGGUUACGAGAGGCGCUUGAGGCACUGGAGGACGAGGCCUAUGUUGAUGAGGAUGACGACGACGUCUUCAAGCAGUUGACAAAGGAUGGCGAGGAACUUGAGGACUACGAAUUCGACGACUAUGAAGACGAUGGCUACGAGUCUGACGAUACUGCCAGACCCAAUAAGGAGUACAACGACGACGCGCCACAGUUGGUGCCAACGCAAGGCGAGCAGCCUGAGGAGGGACCCUCGCAAGACUGGCUGGAGGACUUUAAGCAAUUCAAGAAGGAACAGAAGACUGGGCGCGUGCUUCCGCCAGGUGCACCCUCAGAGCUCCAGUCGGCCUGGACCACGACUACCAACGGGGGCAAACGCAAGAAGCGCAAGGGCGCACUGACCGACGCGUCAAGCUACUCCAUGACUUCGUCCUCCAUGGUGCGAACGGACCAGAUGACACUGCUGGAUGCGCGGUUUGACAAGAUCGACGAAGCGUACAAUGAGGACAUGGACGACAUGGCGUCUGUAUCGCAGGCGUCAGGCAUGUCGACGGUAGACGGGCCUACGAGAGGUGAUUUUGACAACAUCUUGGACGAUUUCCUCGGCAAUUACACAAGGCCGUCAAAGAGGACGAACAAGAAGACAAAGGCGCAGACUGGCUUGGAGCAGUUGGAGGAGAUCAGGCAAGGUCUCGGACCAGCGCGCUUUCGCAGUCUGGGGAAACCGAUCACAGGGCCCAAGUCGAAACCUAGCCCUUUUAGUUAGACUGGACAAAAUUUAAUGAAUCAACGAUGACUGCAAAAUUGGAUGGCUGGGAGUGCUGUCACUGUCCCAACAGACCCUGUUCAUCGGCCUGGUAUCACUAGCGACAUGGAACGAUGGUGAUUGGUGACACCUCAAAAGAAUAAGACUGAAACGAUAGCGGCCGAUAUCUAUAAACGACCUCAUGAUUCGAAUUUUCAAUUGAAGUCUCGGUGCAUUGACUCUGGCAGUGUCCGCAGUCGCAGAGUC